This is a messenger RNA of Quercus lobata, 475 nucleotides long. RefSeq lists its product as uncharacterized. Lineage: Eukaryota; Viridiplantae; Streptophyta; Magnoliopsida; Fagales; Fagaceae. The record is from RefSeq and is a predicted model, not a curated record. The transcript has 3 exons. Bases 77 to 385 code for a protein of 102 amino acids. Gene Ontology annotation, molecular function: zinc ion binding.
UGUUUUUCUAUAGACAAGAUGCAACAACAACAACUGCGGAAAGAUCAGCACCCAAAAUAUAUGCCUUAAAUUAAGCAUGAACUAUGUUAUAACGAUUCAUAACUGUGAAUUUUGUCAUGGGAAAGGGAAUAUUAUAAUGUUGAGCGGUUAUGGCCGUCCUUAUACAGAAGAAGACAGUGAUGCAAAGCGCUUUGUACCCCUUAUGCGAUUCAAAUGUAUGGGCCUCCAGCCCUUAGAUUUUGUUUUUGGAAAUGGCUGGAUUGGCAACACGUUCAUGGGCGUAAGGGAGUUGGAUUUUGAAGAAGGAAUGGCAUCUAUUCAAUUGAAUGGCAAAAGAGCAGCUGUUUAUGAUGUUGAGGCUAGAUUUGAGGCUAAUGAGAUAUGAUGUUGUCCCAUCAUGUUAUGAUGGAUAUAAGGAAGUUCGUUUAGGUUUAAAACUUUAUUAUAUUUUGUGAUAUUUAAGUUGUGUAUUUAA